CUGAGAGGCGAGCAGGGAGAGAGAAGCGGAGCCAGUGGGAGCAUCCAGCGGCUCAUGGAGAGCAGAGCCCUGCUUGUCCGAACAAAGGGCAGCUCGAUCGGAUGCCUUUUACCACAUCAGCGCCGUUAGAUGCUUUUCAUCCGGGAAUAAUUGGUUAAUCAAUGGCUCCCAAACAUGCGCUCCUUCGCAGAGGAGGUGAUAAAACGGCAGUGAGGCAGACGCUAUGGGAAGCGGGGAUGGUGGCCCGGUGUCCGCAGAGGAGAACCCCGGCUGGGAUGCUGAUCGGAGCGCUCCUGGUCCUGAUGAUGCAGAGCGCUUCAGCCGCUGAAGCAGCUGGGAGCGAACAUCAUGUGUCAAUCGAGCACAGGGACGUUUCUCUGGACCCUACAGUCCACACAGUAACUCCUGGUAUGAGAGACAGAGCUGGGGUUAAAGAGGCGUCUCCUGGAGCUGGUCCUGACGUGGAACUCAGGCGCUGGCCUGAGGGCAAAGUGUUUGCCGAGGCGAAAACAGCAGUCUGGACAGAAACACGUGAAGAAGUGGGCGCAGGAGCACAUGGAAAAGUCUUUGCAGAGGCUGGGAUUAUGACAGAAACUCAAGCUUGGGCUGAAGGAUGGAGGCCAGCAGACACGGAUGAUACGCUGCCAAGCGUGCCCGAAGAUCCAGCUCCCAUGCUGGUCCAGGAGAAGCUGAGGAUGGGUGGAGAGGUCCAAAGGGAGCAGGCGGCCCUGUCAUCCGUUCUCUCCAUGCUGACAGAGUCGGCAGAACUGCACACUGCAGCAGUCCGAAAACCUUUGGGGUUGCUUUCCAAAGCAGCUUGGUCUAGGAGCUCUUCUUCAUCAUCCAAGGCCUUAUCUUCGUCCACAAUGAAAGCAUCCACUCUGCCCUCCACUCCCUCCUCUCCACCCAGUAAAAAACUGAGUCAGACUACAGCAUCGACCAACAUAUCUGUGGCUUUCGGAAACAACGGCUCUUCAGCUAACUACAGUUUGGAUGAAAUAGUGAGCAAUCUACCAGCUUGGGAUCUGCCAACUGUACCUGAAUCACUCCUCUCCACAGUGGGCGACCAUGAUAUCACACUUCCCCCCAACGUCACUAGCCCUUUCUCCACCCACCAGUGGAAUACCACCAUGCCUGUACGUCCCAGGAUCCCUGCCCAGAACACAACUACAGCAGCCCCGCCCGUGCAGACAUCCCCAUCUACAACCACCACUUCCACCGUGCCCUUUUCUACCACGAGGAGGAUGGAAGCAGGGCUAGAACCCAACAGUACCACACACAACACCAGCACGGACACUGUGACCAGUGGCAGCGUUCAGCUGACAACGAUAACCACAACUUCACCCUCAACAACCACCCUCACUGUUAGCAGCACAGAGAUAGCAACGCAGGGGACGCCAAUCACUGGGAGCGCCGUAGAUCCGCUUCCAAACACGACAGCUGCUGCAACAACAGAGGAAACUACAAGCCUACCAAUCACAACCACUGCAACUACUCUGCCAACAACGACCUCUACAACUGCGCCACCCCCAACUACAACCACCACAACCACUGUUCCCCCAACUACUACAACCACAACCACCACCACCACUACUACCCUGGCUCCCACUACUACCACCACUGUAUCGACUACUACCGCCGCCCCCACCACGACCACAACUACCACCACCACCAGGGCACCCUCCACCACUGUCCUCAUCCCAGUUCCAACCACUCUGCCUCUGACAACAACCUCACAAAGUCUCUCCGCUACCAACGCAGAGGAAAUGCCUUUGCCAUGCAACGUGACAGAGAAGUUCUGGGUCAAAACAGUGUUGUCUAUGGAGCUCCGCAGGAACCGCCUGGACCUGAUCCUAAAACAGAACCUUUCAAAGGGACUGAGCUACGCUCUGCAGAGAGCCUUAAAUGAUUCCAAAGCCUCUGCACAGGUGGAGCGAGACGAAUGCAGCCCCCACAACCUGACUCUGGGUUACUACGUCACCAGUGGGAAAACCGUCUACGUUUCUUCCAUGGUUGUUGAGGCGCUGAACGUUUACGGCUUUGACAAGCUGCUGUCUGACAUCAGGCAACACACCCCGCUAGUUAAGGCCGUUCUGGUUCCCGUGGCAACCUGGGUCAGCGCUCCACAAAUUUACCUGCAGCUAAAAACAGUUUUGAGAUUCGUGGGGCCUACAGACAACAUCUACUCAUGCAGUUUUGUCCAGAUGUUGGAGCAGCGACUGGAGAAUGCAUUUGAAGAGGCUCAGGAUAAAGUACUGGAGAAUUACAACAGACUCACGGUGGAGAUCCAGAGUGUUUCUCAGGAGUCUGGCUCCCCCUCCGUUACACUGGUGUAUGUGGUUAAAAACCAGGACGCUGUUCUGAACGGGACAAUAUCCAGCGGGCUCCUCAACCAGCUGACGGCUGAGCUGGUGGGAUACUUCCUGUUCUACCCGCCGCUGAUGAUCGCUGAACCUCUUGAAUACCACAAUCUCAACACUUCUACAGCAACCAGGAACUACUGGGUGAUCACAGUGAUCCAGGAUGUGGACAGCUCCUCCCUGGAGGCUAACUACCAGAGCUUCGCCAGCCUCAUGGAGCAGCGCCUGGCUGAGCUUUUCCUGGUGGCUGGCAGGCAGGGCUCUCGGUCCAUGAGGUCCCGGCGGGCCACCACUGUGGGCGGCUACACCGUGCAGAUGGUAAGCAUGAGACGGCUUCCAGGUCCCAAAAACCCGGCAGAGAUGACUUACUACGCCCAGCUGAAUGGCUUACCCAUCACAGGAACGGCAGCGGCGAAGACCCUCAGCAGUCUGGACUCGCAGACCAUGGCUCUGACGCUGGGAUACUUUGUGCAAGUGCAAGCUGAACCCGUGGUAAAGACGCCACCAGGCAACCUGUGGAUCAUGGCUGUUCUCACACCUCUCUUCUUAUUAAUGGUGGUGAUUGGAAUGGUGGCCUUCAUCCUGUGUAAAAGGAACCGAGUCAUUUUUAAAUCAGGCGCAUUCAGGACCUUCAAGACCCGAUCCAAGACGUCAUAUCGAAGGGAGGGCAGUUACCACCACCAGCCUGUUCAGGGCUUUGACUACGCCAAGAAGCACCUAGGUCGAACUGGUGACGAGGCCGUCUCUGUUACCAAGGAGACGCUGGUGUUGGGGAUGCCAGUUCGAGACGCACCUCUAUCAAUGUCAUUGGAUAAGAAGGUUCACCAGGAUGGGACAGCAAGUAAACGACCUCCGUCAGCAGAUAUACACAAAGGAGGACGGUUGCCAAGCGAGGACGGCUCGGUGUCGAGCAACAGCUCAGGGAAGCUGAACACCAGCAAGAGCUCCUCGGCCCGAAGGACCAUGACAGGCAACAGCAGCAAGAACGGCAAGGAGGAGCUGCACAAGAGGAGCAACAACGACCCUUAUGAGGACCAUUCAGGCUCUCUGCGACUCAUCACCAUUAAACCCAUGACAGCCCAGCCCACCUACUCGUAUCCCUCCUCCUCCUCACACAGCCAGGACUCCGUGGUUGUGAACGGAGAGGUGAGUUUGGAAAAGGCAAAUCACGUUGGGCUGAAGCAGAAGUCAGACAUUGAGCACUACAGAAACAAACUGCGUCAGAAGGCUCGAAGGAAAGGGUACGGAGAGUUCUCACUGUCGGAGAGUCUCAACCACGGCUACAGUCACCGUGACAGCAGGCACAACCGGCACGAUGCAGCCAUCAAGCAGCCCAUGACGGCUGAGGAGAAGAGGGCCUCUUUUGCAGGAUGUCAUAAGAGGUACUCCCAUCCAAGAGAGCCAACAUACUGGAGCCGUCAGUCUCUGAGCAGCCCCAGCCCAGUAGAGACUGAAAUGGACCUGCUGGUUCUGAGGGAGAGAUCCAGGAGGGGCAUCCGGAAUAACGGCUAUGAUGGUGAACCGGAACCGUUUGAGGAGACCAAUGUGGACCGUCUGAUGAGCUCGCUGGGUUACGGAGGAGGAUCCACUGGAACCGGGAACAGCAGUUUGGGGGUGAAAGCUCACCGUGGCUCCGACUCCUCCACACUCAGCUCGCAGCCUUCCAUUGACGAGGUCCGCACGCAGAUGCACAUGUUGCUUGGCAACGCUUUCAGCCUGGCGCCUCCGGAUCAUGACCCUCCCUCCCCUCCAACUAACCACCAUCACCACCACCACCAUGCCCACAGUGUCUACAACCCCACCCACAGUAGUCACUACAAUGAUGGUGUGACCAGUGCCCCGGGGACCAUGAACCACCCCUGUGGGGGCAGGCAGAGGAACGCAGGUUACGAGGACAUGCACCAGUGUAGCCUGCCUAAACCGGGUUUCCGGUUCACCCAGCUUCCUGAUAUGGGCAUCGGUUCUCCCCCGCCUCUAAUCCCCUCCAGACCAGGACCGCCACCUGGGACCUCAAUACGAUGUAACAGCUCCACCCCUGACGUCAGCCUGAAGCCCCGUGUAUCUGAAGCAUCAGAUCUGCAGACCCAGCAACACAACGGUGCCCCCUAUCUGCCGCUGGCCAGGACACCUUUCCCUGCUGUCACUGUGGAUCAGUCCAUCAGCAACUACUCAGGAAACCCAAUCACGGCAGUCUACGCUAUAUCAGCCAACCGACCGGGUUAUUCGGAUUACUUCGUCAUGUCUCCUCCGUCCUCGUACAGGAGCCCCUCCUGGAUGUCCUACCCACCCGAACCUGAAGAUUUACCACGGCAAUGGAACGACACUCCUAACUCGCGUCAUCUUGAGACCAUCUGCUGAAGAUGGCUGCGGUGAGAGAGCAGAAUAACUCUGUGAUUUGCUUCGUUUCAUCCUUUUCCUCCCUGCAGGCAUCUUUAAGGCUAGAUGACCUCUUCCCUUUUGAAGGCAUUCUUUAGAUUCCUCUCCCUCAUCCUCCCUGACCUCCACCUCACCAAAGUACCUGAGAACACGGCUAGGUGCUCCACAGUUCCUCUGCCCCAGGAAAUCUUUCACUUUCUCCUCUUUAAUCUCUUUACCAAUGACCACCUCAGCCAUAUUUUUCUCUGUCCGUAUUCUGAGCUGCCUCUGGCCUCUGUAGUACGUCCUGGCCCCUCUGGAUCUCCCCCAGCUCUACAACCAGAGGCUCCUCAUACCGGUUGGUGAAGCUGAGCGGAGCUUCCUGCAGGGUGAACAAACAGAGGGAAUACGGCACGGUGUGAAAAAACUCCAGCAUUACUUGCCAUCUUCCCAGCACAUGAUGGCACACAGUUAUUAGUAUUACUGCCCCAGCAAAGGCCGUCUCUACUCCUCAGCAAUGAACCAGGCUGGUCUGGACUGGACCUGAACUGUCCUGGACUUAAGGUCCACCAUAAAGCCAGGAAAGCUGAACUGACAUAAAACUGUGCUUUUUUGAUGAACCCAAAUCCCUCUGUAAAUCUUAUACAGCUGGUUAAUAUGUGUAUUUUGAACUUAGGUGAGGAAAAAAAAGGAAAAAAGAACGACAACGACAAAAAAAAAAAAAAAAUCUCUCUGAUCCUGAGCUGUCUUACUUUUAGUUUUUGGAUAUUUGUGUGCUUUCGUCUUAUCUUUUUGUGCAUUGAUAAUUAUCAAUGGAUUACUGUUCAAAACAAACUGUGGGUGUCGCUUAGUCACUCGCUUAUUCAAAUAUUUUCAAGCAAAAAGAUGUGUUCCAUUUUUUUUUUUGAGGCAGAGAAAUCGGCGGCUUAGUCGUUUGUGGUUAUGAUGGCUUUUUCUAAACUUUCAAAAUAAACAUUUUUGCUUCAGUAGAUUCAGUAACAAAAAGAAGAAUCUCUCACGACAUUCUGUUGAUCAUCUGAUGAUGCAGUUUCUGUCCGUUUUUCAUCACCGGGGUCGAACUGAAAACAUGCAACCACUAAUAAUGCUUCGUUAGAAUGAUUUUCAGCUGUAGUUUGACCCGAUUUUCCUUUAUCGUGUGAUUACAUCAGUGUUAAGCUGUUUUACUUGAAAGCUGUCUACCGUAUUCUACUGUAUAACAAUCUCAGACUUUUUUUUGUAUUCUUAACCUGGAGUUUAAUGUUUGGACUCUUAUUAAGGAGUGUCCAAAAGACUUGUUGGGCUCUGAGGAGCCAGACUUGAUAAGGAUCUCAUGAAUUGUUGUAAAUAAAAGAUGAUUUAAUGAAGAGAUUUAUGCAAGCAGCGUGGGGAAAAAAGUGCUGGACAUUAUUCGAAUGCCAUUUCCCUCCUUAGUUUCUUCAUUUUUAGGUUAAGGAAUGGUCAGACUGUCUUUUAUAACUCUGACUUUCUGAAGGUUUCACAUAUUUCAGCAUCAUCUGUACUACGAAGCAGGUUUUCUCUGGCAGUAAUGCCAUCAUUUCUAAUCAUGAAGAUAAAUCUAAUGAUAAUCUGUUGUUUGUUUGUUGUAUUUUAGUUUUAAGUUAUAGAGCUUCAUCGAAAUCUGAAAACAAAAAUAUGGUGCACAAGUUAAACCGUAUGUUAAAAGGUUUCUACUAUAAAAGGCUAAAUAUGAUAAAUACACCUAAAGUCUUUAACUGGUAGAGCUCAGAGCUCAACUAAGGCCCAACGAAAUCUGACUGUAAUUUAAAUAGGCAGGUAGUUUUUCUUGGAUUUUACAGAAAUAAUUGGAUUGAACAUUACUUUGAAAAAUGUGAAAGUCCCACAGUCUAAUGGAAGAUCUACAUGAAGGGAAGGAUUAACUUGAGCAUUCAGCAUCAUUAAACAACUUUUAUGUUUCAGAUAUUCACAUAUAGCACCACUGCGCCAUGAUCUGGAAAAAGAACCAAACUGUCCCGUUUAGAUGAAUAGAAUUUCUUGGAAGAGACUUGAACUAGAAACCUAGAGCUAUUUGGUUCAAAGUAAAAGCGAAGUUUACAAAAGAAAUCACUCUGCAUCAGCUGUCAAGCACAGUAGAGGAAGCAUCAUCCUGUGAGGGAGUUCCACAGCCAGCUGUACUGCAGCCUGUCAUAAACAAGAAGCUGCAGCAACACCAAUGCAUUGUCCAUGUUGACUGUUUUUAGUCAGUUUUUAAUUAAGUUUUUAAUUCAGAAAUGAAACUUUGAAAAACUUUAUUAAAAAAAAGUUUUGAGAGUAACUUUGCUGUUUUAUCAGAUUUUAUUUCUUUUUUUUUCUUUUUAA
Molecule: messenger RNA, 7052 nt
Organism: Cyprinodon variegatus (sheepshead minnow)
Lineage: Eukaryota; Metazoa; Chordata; Actinopteri; Cyprinodontiformes; Cyprinodontidae
Product: UPF0606 protein KIAA1549L-like
Exons: 24
Coding region: 162-4718 (1518 amino acids)
Source: RefSeq, a predicted model, not a curated record